Molecule: messenger RNA, 1575 nt
Organism: Colius striatus (speckled mousebird)
Lineage: Eukaryota; Metazoa; Chordata; Aves; Coliiformes; Coliidae
Gene: OTUD3
Product: OTU deubiquitinase 3
Exons: 8
Coding region: 1-1137 (378 amino acids)
Biological process (GO): protein deubiquitination
Molecular function (GO): cysteine-type deubiquitinase activity
Source: RefSeq, a predicted model, not a curated record
AUGUCCCGCAAGCCGGCGGCCAAGGCCCGGGCCGCUGCCGGAGCGGGGAAAGCGCGGCGGCCCCGGCAGCCCCGCUCCGCGUCAGCCGCGGGGCCCGGCUCCGGCGGUGGAGGCCUCGUCAGGCAGCUCCGGGCCCUCGGCCUCAAGCUGCGGGAGGUGCCUGGCGAUGGCAAUUGUUUGUUUCGGGCCCUGGGUGACCAACUUGAGGGACACUCACGAAACCACCUCAGGCAUCGCCAGGAAACGGUGGAUUACAUGGUAAAGCAGCGGGAGGAUUUUGAGCCUUUCGUGGAGGAUGAUGUGCCCUUUGAGAAACAUGUUACCAACUUGGCAAAUCCUGGUACCUUUGCUGGCAAUGAUGCUAUUGUGGCCUUUGCAAGGAACAAUCAAUUGAAUGUGGUUAUUCACCAGUUUAAUGCUCCACUGUGGCAGAUUCAGGGCACAGACAGAAACAAGGCGAGGGAGCUUCAUAUUGCCUAUCGUUAUGGAGAGCACUAUGACAGCGUGAGGAGAAUUGAUGAUGAUUCAGAAGCUCCAGCCUAUCUUCAGAUGGAGACACUUUGCAGAAAUGAUUUAAAUAAGGAGCAGGAAGUGAAGCCUCAGAAAAGUGACUCUGAAGAUGAGGCUGAAGUUGAAAUAGAAGAUGCUAUACAAAAAGUGUGUGAUGCAACUGGAUGUUCAGACAUUGAUUUAGUAAGUCACUUUCUGGAAGUGGAAGACUACAAUAUAGAAUCUGCAAUCAUUGCCAUCAUUCAAGUGAAUGAAGUGGAAGGCAUCAGUACUGAGGAGCAGCAUGAUGCCCAGAGCAAAGAUCAGAAGUCAUGUAGCAGAGCUCUGCAGGAAGAAAAUGGAAGUGGUUCAAGAAUGUGCAGAAAUCGGAGCAUGCAUCAAGGUGAAGGAGAAAACAACAAAGGUCGGGCUAGACCCAAGGAAGAGAAUGGAGCUAGCAGAAACCCAAAGGUACCUAAAAAACAAAAGAAGGAACAGCAGCGACUAGAGAAGAAGAAGCGACAAGAAGAAAGGCACCGACAAAAGGUCUUGGCCACCAAGAGUAACUGUGUAGAUAGCAACAGGAGGGAGCCAGACUCAACCAACCACAUCACCUUGGUGAAGGCCAUGGCAGCUCUAAACAUUUGACUGAAUGUGUUCCGAGUGCUGUGGUGAGAAGAGUAAAUAACACUGACAAAGACAAAACUCCUCUUAAGCACGUUUCCAAGCAGCCACCGGGUAUCUUCAUCUGUUUCUGCCAAGAUCUCUAAGCAGACAUGAACUUCCCAUUUCUUGGACUGGCCAACAAUUGUUCAGUAAUUCUGCACCAGCCUCUGUGUGAGAAGAGCUGUUUGAACUCAACAAAAAGCAGAGGCUUAUAGAACUUUGGAGUUAGAUGAAGGUGAGAAGCUUCUCUUCACACAGUGGUGUCAGAUAUUCUUUGACAUCUCUUGAUAUGCUUUCUUUGGUUAUGCUUGGAGGAGCUUUACUUUACUAUGCUGUCAGGGAAAGCUUAACAAUUCUCAACUCAGGAACUGAGGGUUUGGGGCUUUUUUUUAUUUAAAUAAAGAGAACUUGAUUCCAGAA